Daphnia pulicaria is the source of this 1636-nucleotide messenger RNA. RefSeq lists its product as uncharacterized. The record is from RefSeq and is a predicted model, not a curated record. Lineage: Eukaryota; Metazoa; Arthropoda; Branchiopoda; Diplostraca; Daphniidae. The coding region runs from base 33 to 1079 and encodes 348 amino acids. Gene Ontology annotation, biological process: signal transduction; positive regulation of fibroblast growth factor receptor signaling pathway; positive regulation of epidermal growth factor receptor signaling pathway. The transcript is spliced from 7 exons.
UGAAAGCCUGGCUGUAUUUCCCAUACUUAAAGAUGUUGAAGCACGUUCACCUGAGCCCCUACCGGAGCUCGAUGAUGAGCCAUCACGCAGGAGGAGGAGGAGGAGGUGGUGGUGUUGGCAGCGGAGGCCGGAGCGACACGCUCAGCCUCAAUUCGACGAUGAGCUGCAGCUCGUUGAGCAACCAGGAUCCGCUCUCCAGCCGCUCCUCGUCCUACACCAGUUUGAACGAGUCGUCUCACAAUCUGCCCCAGCAUCCGCCGUCGCCGAUGACAACGGUGAAGAUCUACUGCCGAUGCCUGCGGCCCGACAUUGAAUACAAGACGUUGGUCAUCAACUACCAGACGAGCUGCAAGGAGUUGAUCAUGAUGCUGCUCAACAAGGCCAAGAUGAAGCACCGCGAUCCCAAACUCUUCUACCUCACCAUGGAGGUCGGCGUACGCAAAUCAGGGGCUCCGGUGAGAACUCUAUUGGUGUUGGAUGAUGACGCUUGCCCGGCAGAGCUCCAGGCUUGCUAUCCCAGAGGCGGAUCGAGAUUCUCCAUCCAGAUGAGACGAGGCGGACUCGUCCGAGUUCACGACAGCGUCCUCAUGCCAAAUUCUCAGUACAAAAGUUUGCUGAUAUCGGAGCGGACUACCAUCGAUGAUCUGAUUGAACUUUUGCUGCGUUGUCAUAGCAACAACGAGCGUAUCGAACGCUUUUCCAUCUACGAGGUUUGUAAUAUCCCUGGCUACGAGCACGAACGGAAAUUACAUCCCGACGAUUUGGCGCUGAAUGUUCAAACCGCAUGGAAGACGCGAUUUGAUUGCGGGAACAUUGCCAACAACAGCGCAGGCAUAGCGGCAUCAGCGCCCAACGCCAACAUGGCCACCAGCCCCCAAUCCUAUUUUUCUUUCGUGCUGAAGCGCAAUCCCGACAACAGCGCCCAAAUGGCCAGACGAAGGCUUCCAUGGAGUAAGAGUCUGGACAUUUCGACCAGUGAGAGUUCUUCAUCUGCCAGUUCAACUUCGGACGGAUCGGAAACGGCUCUCAUUCCACGCUCCUCCUCUUACCACGAUUACGAAAAUUACUUCUACAUUUGAAGCAACCAAAUUCGGAGAAGAAGAAGAAGAAUAAGCGACAGACAAAAAAUCUAGCUUUAUUACGUGUCGGUGUAAAUGUACAUAUUAAAUUGGGAUAUCGCAUGAUUCUACCAAUACUCAAGUCAAUGUUUGCUGACAAAACACAACCAUAAUCUCAAAGAUGAUGUUUAUAUAUGUGUAACUGGCACUCUAGCUAUAAUCAGCUCUACAAAACAACACACACACACACACCCUAUAUGUUAUUCGAUGUGCGUCCUCGCGCCCAAAAUUUUGUUGUUGAUGUGUUUUUUUUCCCUACUCGAUUUAUUCGCGUGUGAAAGAGAUACAAAACUCGAUUGGCUCUUACCGAUCAAUAAGUCAUGCAAGGUCUAGAUAAAUAUGCAAAGACACCGUUACAAAAAUAUCAACAGAAAAUAAAAAAUAAAACAACAGAAAAAAAAAACAGAAGAGUAUAAAUGUUUAUUAUAUAUGUCGUGCUGAGAAUUAAUAUGUGCGUGUUUAUGUGUCUAUAUUACAUCCUAUCAUCAACGCCAAUAUACAGAUAUAUUAUUCAUGUC